This is a messenger RNA of Enterospora canceri, 1713 nucleotides long. The record is from the annotation of a GenBank genome assembly. Lineage: Eukaryota; Fungi; Microsporidia; Enterocytozoonidae.
AUGGAUCAAAUCAAUUUGUCUAUUUUUAUCCCAUUUAUGCCAGGUCUACAAAUAAAGAAGAGUGAUUUCACUGCAGUUGGAAAGUGUUCGGAUGAGGAGGCAGAACGGAUUCUCUUUGACUUUGGAAUUGAGUUGGAUGACAUUGUGGAUGUUAAUGGCGAGAAGGAGUACAAACUUGACAUUGCUGCAAACAGGUACGACCUACUCUGCAAAGAGGGUCUCAAUAGGGCAAUUGGAAUGUACCUGGGAAAUGAGUUUAGGCAGGAAGAAGAGUACGAAACCAGUAGUGAAAUAAGGGUAGUACAAAAUGAGACUCAUGAAAGGAAGCAUAUUGCCUGUGGAAUACUAAGAGGGGUCAACCUGGACUACGACAGUUUCAUAGGCUACCAAGAGAAGCUUCAUUCUACGAUAGGAAGGGGAAGAGUUGCCGUAGCAAUUGGAACCCACGACCUGAGUCGAAUCAGGGGCGUAGUCGAGUACAGCAGUAGAAGAAUGAGUGAAAUCAGCUUCAAGCCACUGAAUGGAACCAGGGUCGUAAAUGGGACAGAACUGGUGAAUGAGACUGGAGAACACCUUCAAAAGUAUUUUGGAAUUCUGACUGACCCAAACAGGGCAGUUGUGUUUGAGUCUGAUGGAAAUGUCCUAUCAGUUCCACCAAUUAUCAACAGCGACUACUCGAAAAUAGGUAGAUCCACUAGGGACAUCUUCAUUGAGGUGACUGGAACCAACUUCAACAGGGUCAACCAGGUGCUAAUUCUGCUUCUGGUGAACUUCAAGGGAACUGGUAGAAUUGAGCGUGUUGAAAUUCAGAAGGGUGAAACCAAAAUUGUUACGCCUGUUCUUGAGAAGGUGUCCUGGUCGUUCACCUUUGAUGAAAUCAGGGUGAAAACUGGAUUAGAGUUGUCACCUGAGAGGGUGGAGGAGUUCCUUAGGUCGAUGCAGUACCGGUACGAGAGGAGUGGCAGGAGCAUCAGGGUGUGGCCGAUGCAUAACAGGAUGGACGUGAUUGGGAAGUGCGACGUGAUUGAGGACCUGCUUGUUUGCUACGGAUUCAACAACGUAUCGAGGGCGAAUCCAAACAACUUCUACUCGAUUGGAAGAGAGGAGCCACUAAACAAGUUCAGUGACAAAAUGAGGGAGGAGAUGGCCAUGGUCGGCUACAACGAGGUGAUGACCCUGACACUUCUGAGCAGGAAGGAGAAUGUCUGUAACCAGAGGAUGGUGGUCGUAAGCAGGGCCAAAUCACGGGAAUACGAGGGAGUGAGGACGAGUCUGCUUCCAGGAAUAGUCAAAAGCGUGGGAUCGAACCUGAGUGCGAGACUGCCCCUGCGACUCUUUGAAAGCAGUGACGUGGUGGUCGUGGGCGAGAAGCCCCUGAACAGGAGGAUGCUCGCUGGCAUCUACGCCGGAAGGAGUUCGAAGUUGGAGGAGAUGAUUGGGACAAUCAGUCUCCUUUUCAAGAAGAUUCCUGGUGCCCUGAAAUUCAGUUCCAUUUCUGGUGAGGUUGAAACAAACUGGGUAUUUGAUGAUGGUCGAAUGAAGACGUGCUUUAUUCCAAGUCAGGCUGCACGGAUCCACCUGAAUGGGAGACACGUUGGAUACGUUGGAGUUGUGAAUCCAGCUGUAAACAGACAGUUUAAGGUGCCAUAUCCAAUGAGUGCAUUUGAAAUAGAUUUAGAAUUGGUAUACUCACUAAUUGAAAGGGAGGUAUGA